AUGGAGAAAACACAAAGAAUAGAGAAGGAAGAAGAAAAAAUAAAAGAGAAGAAACCAAAACUGGAACAAAGUGUCGAGGAGGAAAAAGAAAAAGGAGAAGAAAAGGAAGAGGAGAUGAGUACAUUACCAUUUUCUUAUAAUAUCGUCAUGCCUCUGACUCUAGAUGGCCAAUGGGUUGUAUUGGAAAAAGGAUCCGAGCAAUCACAAAAUGAAGAGCUAAGAUUUCAGUUUUCGUACAAUACAAUCAGGUACGAAAUACAUUUGAUCAGCGAAUUAGCCCAGAAUACGCGGAGCAUCAAAGAUCGUGGUGUGGUUUAUGCUUUGAACCAGCUAUCACGCGAACAAAAGGCGAAGGGUGUAGUAGCAGUCUCAUAUGGCAGCUACGCUUAUAGUCUCGCACAUUACGGAUUUCAAUUUGGUAUACCUGUGACACUAGUAGUGCCAUUAAGAUCAGAUGAACGUACUAUUAGUUUGUGUAGAAUUCUUAAAGCAGAAGUACUAACCCGGGGCGACAUAAAGCAAACGCACAAAGUGGCUUUAAAUCUCGCUCAAAAAGAGGGAAAAGUUUACUUAGACGGAAACGAUCAUCCAAAUAUGAUUAUUGGUCAAUCCACCUUGGCCUUGGAAAUUGUAGAAAACAACACAAAGUUUGAUGCAGUUGUACUACCGACGAUGAUGAAAGAUUCUGGACUUACAGUGGGUAUUGCGAUGGCUCUUAAAGAAUUGAAACCGGAUAUGCAAGUUAUGAUAGUCCAAAAUGAACUUUCUGAUCCUUCAAUCAAGCAUAUCAGAGAACAAACCAAUUCACUUGAUGAAUUAGAUAUUCGCACGUUAACAUAUGAUUGGAAUCAAAUGUCUGCAGCCAAUUCGCAAGGUUGGAGAGACAGAAGCGAUGUUACGAUUCAUCCAUCGCAUGUGUAUUUUCGUAUAGCGAGUGAAUAUCUAAAACUGAAGCAUGGCGAAGACGAUUCUAAUGCAGCGCUUGCUUUAACUGCACUUUUAUUAGAUAAAUUCAAAGAACUGAGGGGGAAAAAAAUUGCAGUACCUAUAUACGGCAAAAUGGAUUAUUCUAUUGAUAGAGAAGUGGAUAUGGCGUCUUUAAAUGAAACCACAAUAACUGAGGUCCCUGGCCCUUCAAAAAGAUCUUAA
This is a messenger RNA of Vollenhovia emeryi, 1149 nucleotides long. RefSeq lists its product as uncharacterized. The coding region runs from base 1 to 1149 and encodes 382 amino acids. Gene Ontology annotation, molecular function: L-serine ammonia-lyase activity; threonine deaminase activity; pyridoxal phosphate binding. The record is from RefSeq and is a predicted model, not a curated record. NCBI's taxonomy places the organism in Eukaryota, Metazoa, Arthropoda, Insecta, Hymenoptera, Formicidae. Gene Ontology annotation, biological process: L-threonine catabolic process; L-serine catabolic process. The transcript has 6 exons.